AUGACAAAAGCCAAUGGUUUGAAGAAUAUUAUGUUUAUGAAGAUGAACGACAAGAGAUAUAAAGGAGCCGAAGCAAAGCCAGAACGACAUGGUGGAAGAGCCGUUGCCAAAAUUCCAAAACCGAAACCCAUAAAUGAGACAGAAGGGUAUCGGAUCAUAACUGAUCUGUUCAGACGAAAAGAUGCCAAGGCCAUUGUGAAAAUGGGAUCCUCGGUUGACGUGCUGGGGAUGUCUCCACUCGCCCUGGCUGCCAGUGUGGGUCACAAGGACGCCGUUGUCUGCCUCCUCACAGCCAACGACAACGUCAACCGUCAGUCACCGGAUGGGAAUUAUCCUCUCAUUCAAGCGGUGCGAGGAAAGUUCAUGGAAAUCACAGAGCUGCUCCUGAAGAAAGGGGCGUUAGUGACGCUACAAAAUUACUAUGGGACCACAGCGCUGCACCUGGCGACGGAGAAGAAGUGGGAGGGCUGUGUUGAGUUCCUGCUGUUGAACGGAGCCGAUGUCAACAGCCGCAACGCUAAUGGCUGCACUGCCCUCUUCAUCGCCGUCGUCACGGGCGACCUGAAGCUGACGGAGAAGCUGGUUGCACAGGGUACAGACAUCCUAAUCGAGGACAAUGAUGGCUUCUCCGCCAUAUGUCGCGGCAUCGAGGCGGAGAAGGAAGACAUCGUCAAGUACCUGAUGACCAAACUCAGCAACUCCCAGAAAGAGUUCUACGCCAAGGUAGGUCCAAAGCGACAAAUGUUCGACAAGAGGCGAUGGAAGUGA
Messenger RNA from Haliotis rubra (blacklip abalone), 768 nucleotides. RefSeq names its product ankyrin repeat domain-containing protein 7-like. The record is from RefSeq and is a predicted model, not a curated record. Gene Ontology annotation, molecular function: protein binding. The transcript is spliced from 6 exons. NCBI's taxonomy places the organism in Eukaryota, Metazoa, Mollusca, Gastropoda, Lepetellida, Haliotidae. The coding region runs from base 1 to 768 and encodes 255 amino acids.